This is a messenger RNA of Cokeromyces recurvatus, 450 nucleotides long. RefSeq lists its product as uncharacterized. NCBI's taxonomy places the organism in Eukaryota, Fungi, Mucoromycota, Mucoromycetes, Mucorales, Mucoraceae. Bases 225 to 434 code for a protein of 69 amino acids. The record is from RefSeq and is a predicted model, not a curated record. The transcript has 3 exons.
UUAUAUACUUUCCAAGCUGGUAUAAAUAAAGAAACGAAAGUGUAAAUAUGUCAUAUUUUUUACACGCUAACUACUUGUUGAAAAUGAAAAUAAAAGGUAAAUUAUAAAUGUAUAUAUUUUAUUUUGAUAAUUCUAAUUCUAAUACUAACAAUAUGUAUAUUAGGUAAGUGAAUAUAUUCUACUCUGGCUUUUAACACGUAAAGAAAAAGGAUGGCUACUUCAUAAUGUAUUCACAUUAUUUCGGAAGAGGCUAUCUAUGGUGCCGAGCUAUAUCUAUUACGUGUUAUUUUUGCUAUUUUUGCUAUUCUAUGUGUACAUUUCUGUAUGCUAAUACAUUUUAUAUGUAUUUCAUAUAUAUUAUAUAUAUUCUUUUUAUAAUUAUUUAUAUACUUCUUUAUCCCGAAAAGGAAACAAUAAAAGUAAAUAUUCUAUAAUCGUUUUUAGCAAUAA